Molecule: messenger RNA, 1245 nt
Organism: Anopheles marshallii
Lineage: Eukaryota; Metazoa; Arthropoda; Insecta; Diptera; Culicidae
Exons: 1
Coding region: 1-1245 (414 amino acids)
Source: RefSeq, a predicted model, not a curated record
AUGCCGUACAUUUUGGUGGAAACGAUUGAUCCUGCCGGGGAUAAGGAGCUGCUUGCUGUGCCAGCAACCUGGGUUCAACGGCAUGAUAAUGGAAGUGCGUAUCUUUGUUGGCCUUCGGUGCGGAGCAUUCGUAAAUUGAACGCACUGUUUCAAGACGAAUACAGCAUACCGACAGAGGUAUGGGAGCGAUAUGAAUGUGAAGUUCUAUGCCGAAACAUACAAUCGUUGACAUCGGCCGACAAAAUGAUCGAAACGAUGGAAAUGCAGUACGAUUCGGAUGAAAUCGAACCAAAUAAACCUACGCCUGACCUGGAGAAUAGUACAGCCCAACACAGAGCACAAAGCAAACAGCAUCAUCAGUGGACAAAGUCGGAAACGAACCGUCAGAAAGGAAAGGUGCAGAAACUACUCGCACGCAUAAACACACAGGAGAAUGAUCCACUGGGAGAUGCGAAACCGUGCCCACAGCUGCUGAGCCUGAUGUACGAUUUGAAAAGCUUAAUUCAGAGCAAUCAGGUAGAGAUCAGACAGAAACUAAAGAAAGGAUUCGGUCAGGUGGAAAAAUCAUUACUUGCGAAGCAAAUCGAAUCGAAUGCCAUGCAGUACGCCAUGGAACGCAUGGAAUCGAACGCGCUGGGGAAUGUUUCAUCGUUCCCACCCGUUCCGCAGUUUAAAGUUAACCUGCUAACCGAGAUGGACGAACUGGAAAACUUUGAAAAACAGUUGAAUGACAAAGAAUAUCAGAAGAAAGUACACUGCUGGAUCGAUACCACCCUGGGUCUAGAGCGAGAUCCCGAGCAUAGGAUGCACACCAUACUGGACCUAAUAAUAUCCCGCAAACUAUUUGCUGGUUUCAGCUGGACCGGUGCCGGUAAAGAGAAGCGCCCGAUGUACGUACACAAAAACAUUCUCGGAUUGUUUGAGUAUGCCGGUACCACUCCCAUGCAUCGUGCGAACCACAUUACGGUGGAGCUUUUUAUGCGUAAAAAAUUGCACAAUUCGGCCACCAGGGUUAAGGUGCUUGGGGUUCGCAAAAGUGUGCCCCAUCGUCGCAGACGCACAGAGGCUAGACAAUCGAAGGCAUUUCAAGCAGCGGAAGCGGCAAGCUAUGAAACUAGUAGCGUAAGAUCACAGGAUAUGGCAUCGUCUACCAUUACACAAGCGUUCGAGUUGGAAGCGCAGGAAGAUGAAGUGAAGCUCGAACAAUCGUCAUCAUCUUCAUCAUCAUCAUCCUCUGUAUUUUAG